AUGGCGCCGAAGAAAAUCGUCGAGGGUUUGGGACACUGCUUAGCCUGCAACAACUACACACGCACCAGGUGUCGACUGCAAGAGCUCAAAGGAAACCCCUGCCCUACAGAUGCAGAGCAGGAGGAUUUGAUGGAGUUAGCGAAAGAGCAGGGAUGGCAGGCCUAUUAUCGACGCAAUAACAUGAUCGAUCUAAACUUUGGUUGCAAUCAUAUGACGUGCGCAUGCAAAGCUGAGUUUUGCUACGUGUGCGACAAGAUCUGGAAGAAUUGCACUUGUCCACAAUUUCACGAUGACUACCACGAGGAGCUCCGCGACGACGCUGAUGGGUUGGCUGAUAGGGUGGUGAUUGGCUACUUACCAGGAUAUCGCCGUCGCAAUGUUUUCAGAGCUGAACGGGCAGUCGAGCGGUAUGCCAAAAACCUGAGGCAGACCUGGGGGAGGCCAGAUCCACGUUCACGGGAAGAGCGAAAUCAAGAAGUGCGCGAUGAGGUGGAGAACGGAUGCGACAAUGGCUAUUGGCAGCUCGUUCGGAUGAUAAAAGAUGAGCCAGGGCACUGCAAGCUUUGCAGAUACGUUGGCCACACGUACAUCUGGCAAUGCCUUUUUUGUCCCCUCACCUCGUGCUGGGCAUGCCACACCGACGCGCCUCCUGAAUAUAGACGGGAGAAGCCGCAGCAGGCGUGA
This is a messenger RNA of Letharia columbiana, 684 nucleotides long. RefSeq lists its product as uncharacterized. Lineage: Eukaryota; Fungi; Ascomycota; Lecanoromycetes; Lecanorales; Parmeliaceae. The transcript has 2 exons. The record is from RefSeq and is a predicted model, not a curated record. The coding region runs from base 1 to 684 and encodes 227 amino acids.